Molecule: messenger RNA, 4642 nt
Organism: Cuscuta campestris
Lineage: Eukaryota; Viridiplantae; Streptophyta; Magnoliopsida; Solanales; Convolvulaceae
Source: the annotation of a GenBank genome assembly
CCAUAAACUUUUUACAUAGCUUUUUAGAGCCAUUUCUUGAGGAAUUGAGUGUGUUCUUGAUCUAAAUUAGUUUACUCAUAUUCUACUCUUUAAGAGAGUUUUUGUUCUUGAGUGGUUAAGUGUUGUGAACACUUUAAGGGAGACUUAAUCAAAUUCAAUAAUUUGAAAAUUGGAUAUCUUGAUCGGAAAUGUCAGAGACAAGUAAGGAUUUCUCAAAGCAGACGAAAAUCCUCCAAUCCGGAAGACUACAUAAGAACCGGAUGUCUCGCUACAACCCGCUGAAGGCUAAAGAUUGCAAAAAGCACAAUCUGGACAACGUCGCCAAAGCAGCCAUCUUCAAGACACUUGAUCCCAUCACCUUCUCCAAGAUUAAGCAUCUCAAGACUGCCAUGGAGAUUUGGCAAGGUCUUGGGAAGCUAUGUGAGGGAUCAGAGGACCUGAGAAAGCAGAAGAUAGAAGUCCUGCUUGAGAAGUUCAAAAGCUUCAAAAUGCUUCCCGGAGAAUCAUUUGAUAUGUUGGAUGAAAGAUUCCACAAGAUAUUGAAUGAUCUUGCUUCACUUAACCACAUUCUUUCUCCCAAAGAAAAGAAUGUAAGGUUGCUGAGAUCACUCCCAACUGAGUGGUACACCAAAGCCACAGCCAUGGAAGAAGGAAGAAACCUGGAGAACUACACUCUUCAAGGUCUCCUUGAUGAACUCAGAACCUAUGAGCACGAGCUGAAGAAGAAGAAGGAAGAACAAGUCACUCCCUUCCCCACGGCAUUGAUGACAACUCCAAGAAUCCCAUCAAGUGAAGGGACAUGCACAAGAAACUGUGACACACCUUCCUCCAGCCAGCUGUCAAGCUCAAAAAUGGAGAACUACAAUGAGGAAUUUGCCAUGAUGGUCAAACAAUUCCGGAAGUUCAAGAAGUUCUUCAAGAAGGCUGAUUCAGUCAGAAGGCCAUCCAAGGGAAAGCCACAAGUGGAGAAGUACGGAGAAAGAGAAAGGAACGAGAAGAAAAAGAAGGCAAUGGUUGCUGCUGAAAAUGACGAGUCAUCCAGCUCAAGCUCGGAUGAAGAAGCCCUCAUCUGCAUGGAGCGCAGAGUUGAGAAGUCCAACCAUGAGGAUAGGUGGACUAUGUCAGAAGAUGACACUCUCUCCCUAAUGGCCAAAGAUGAUGCUGAUCAAGGGGUAACCCCACAAACCUCCUGCUCAUCUUCUUAUAGCAUACCAACUUCUGAAAUUCUUUUUGACCAGUUCAAAAAGAUGAUGGAAGAUUUUGAGGAGAUAAAUCUCAAACACUCAUCCUUAACAGAAGAGAACAAACUAUUGAGUGAAGAGAAUCUCAAGUUGACUGAAAGUCAGAAAAGUCAACUGAAUGAGAUCACUCAACUCAAGACUGAAAAUGAAUCUCUCUCUGAAAAGGUGAAAUCCCUUAACAAAGAGCUAGGGAUACUUAAGUCCAAAGAAGCAGUGAACAAGCUUCUUGAAACGACCAAACAUAAGGGUCGUGAAGGACUUGGGUUUGACCCCUCUAACUCCAAAAGGAAAGGGAAAACAACUUUCAUCUCUCCUAAACCUACUACCAAACCAAAUAAGCAGAAAGGGAAGGAAAAGGAGAAACCAACAGAAGUUCCCAAAAAGUUAGUCUCUCCUAAGAACUAUAGGAAGCUGGACAGACCUCAAAAAGGAAACAAUUUCAGAAGAAAACCUUCUAACCCCCAAUAUACACGAGGCUAUACUCAUUAUGGGGUAGACAGGAGUUUUCCGAGAAAUUCUGAGUGGAGAACUAUGCCAAGAUAUAGUCAUACUCCACCCCAGAAACUAUUUGUGACACCUAAGUAUGCUUAUAACCGACACAGGUCACACUAUGCACAACCUAGACAAAACUAUAGGUCUUACCAACCUAGGUUUGCUAGGAGGAAACAGAAAAUUGCACCUCCUGCACGUAGGAAGUUUUAUGCCUACAACUAUGAUUACAAUCCCAACAAGUUUAGAGCUGCAAGGAAAAUUCCCUGCAACUUCAAACUUGAUGUAGGGACACACACCAUUAACUAUUCUGGACCGAAACUGAAUUGGAGAAAUCCGGAUUCAAACGGUGCUGAGCCCUCCGGAAAUUUUGGCCAGCCUUCCAAUAUUCCGGAUAUCUCAAACGGCGACAAUUCCGGAAAUGGCGACCCAGUGCCAAUCCAUCCGGAAACACCAACAACUUCUGUUCUUCAACCAGAAGCUGAACUAGAUCAACCAGUUAAUCCUAAUCAACACAAUCUUCGUUGGUUAAGGGAUCAUCCUCCCCAACAAGUCAUUGGAGAUAUUCAAUCUGGCGUUCGCACAAGAAGUGCUCAGCAGAAUCUAGAAGCUAUGCUUGCUGGUUUAAUCUCACAAGUUGUCGGCGCAAAUGUUCAUUUCCAGAAGUUGGAAGCCAAAUGCUCCUCACUGGCAUUCUAUCAAAGCCAUCUGGAGAUGAUAGCUGCUCAAGAACUCUCCGAAUUUCUUCAAAUGGAGAUUCGCCUCAAAUUUGAAGAAGAAGUUCUUGAAUUCUACAAAAAUGGAGAGGUCAAGACUGUUCAUUCAAAGAAGGACCCACAGAGGAAGCUUCAAGUCAUCAAAUCCACUGUCGGAGGGAGAAAAGUGAAGCUUUCGCAGAAGAAUUUGGGAGAAAAGCUUCACCUUCCCAAUUCUGGAGUUGAAAUUGGGAGAUUUCCAGUCAAAAACCUGGACUGGAACAUCUUUGGAAUUUCUGGACAAGCUCCUUCUGGCCAAGUGAAGAAAGCAGAUCUGAACAACGACUACAAAUUAGUUUUGGAACUGGUCAUCGCUUGCCUCGAGUGUGGAAGUGGAGGUCAACUAAUGACAUCACGCAGGAGAGAGCCUUCAUCAUCAACGAAGUAUCUUUGUCAAGGUCUAUACAUUGGACAUAUUUUGGAGUCUAUGGGUGCUGCUUCUAAAGGAAAGAAGUAUGAAGAGAGAUAUUGGUUAUACUAUCUGUCUUCAAAAGGAGAAAACAGAGCUGGUGCUAGUGCUACUGCAGAGGAAAGCUCAUCAGAUAAUGUCCCACUCAUCAAUCUGACGAAGACUGCCAAAAGGAAGCAAGUGAUGUCUUCCUCUCUCAGUGUAGAAGCACCAAAGAACCAUGUUCCAGUGAAUCUUGAAGAAGCAGAAGAAGUCUCUGUCCAAAGAGAACUUCAAAGGACGAAGAAGAGGAAAAUCACUUCUCCCUCAACAUCUGGAUAUCCUGAAAAGGAGAUCCCGGAAAAGUCAGCAGAAAUUCCGGAGCAGUCAACUUUUCCAGAAACAAAUGAAGAGGAGCAAGCUGUAGAAGCCCAGAGAAGUUCUGCAGAAGCUGAGAAGGAAACUCAAAUGGCAGAACUGGAGGCCUCUAAAUCUCCAGUAGCCAUUUUUGAAGAACAUAAUGAAGCUGAAGAAAGAGACUCCCUCUCUAGGGAUAUAUCAAAUUUUAUACUUGAGGAAGCAGAAGAAGAAUCUGAAAGGACGCUGAGGAUCAAUGAUGAAGAAGAUGUGCAAGAAGAUACUGAAUCUCUUCCUAUGCAACUUUUCCAAAGAACACCCUCUUCUCAUCAGGUAACCAACUUCCAUUUCCAUAGCUCUUCCAUUCCUAGUCUUCCGGAUGAGGUACCGGAAACCUGGACAAAGAAGGUCCAAGGGUUGAUUGAAUCAGCCCUAGCAUCUCAACGUGCCUCCUUUAGGCAAGAGAUAGAGCAGAUGGAAGCCAGGUAUAACAAGCUGAUUAAGAAAUCCGAAGAGACACACUGCUCCAAUCUCAAGGAGAUAAGCAAAUCAGUGGAUAAGACUCUAGAGAUCAUUUCUCUAUUGAGUAACAUUGUGAGAAACACGAUGGAGACAUAUGCAUCUGACAGUUAUCUUCAACUCAAGGAGGUUAACAAAAUCAGAGAGCAAAUAGCAAAUAUCACAGUUAGUCUACAAAAACAAAUGUCUCUUCUCCAAAUGGACAUCAGAUCAGCUCUGGCAGUGUCUUCAGAAAAUCAAGUAGUAACCAAAGACUACUUGAAGGUAAUCAUUGACAAUCAGAAGGAAGCACACAAACUAUUCAGACUUCUUACCACAAAUUCUGGAAAUCGCAAGAUGGAAGUGGUUCUUCAACAACACAGUCCAUCCUUGAUUCCAGAGCUCCCUAUUGCAGUCAAAGAAGGAGAAGUCUCUUAUAUUCCUACGCAUCUGAACUUGACUGAUCUAAUCCUUGACGCUCCGAGAAGUAAUCCGGAAAACUCAACACAUCACCUAUCCAGCUCAGGAUUGGAUGGAACAGAGGUUGUAGGAACAAUUGCUGCUCACUUCUCAAAUGAUAACCAAACAGAGGAGAGACGCAACAACAUAAGGCGCAUCAAAGAACUAUGUGGAAACAUGCAAGGCAUCAUGGAGAUUCCCGGAUCUUCAAAGCGAAAGAAGCACUGAAGGCUUUUUUCAUCAAACCAGGGGGAAAGUACCAGCCAGAGCAAAAGAUUGGAAUCCUUGAUCGUGAUUAUAGGCUUGCUUUAUGGUAAUGGGGACAACCUCUAUAGCAUCUUCAUCAUCUGGAUAAGGUGUGCAAGGAUGGGUUCCAUGGAGAUAGGAUUACUUGAACUGAAAAGGACUAGGGUUCUUCUCAUACUCAUCUUGAGCUACUCUGGCUUGUUCUUUUG